UUCCAUUUUCAACACAAUUCUUGAAGGGAAAGGGGGGAAAUCGUGGAGAUAAAGAAGAUUUCCGAAUUUCAUUCUUGAUCUAUUGCUUCUUUCUUCACCAGGGAAAUAAGGAUUCUGUGGAGCCAUGUCUUGGGUGCUGUAAGGAAAGAAAUACAGGAAGAAGAAAUCCUCUCAAGGUGUUGAUCUUGCUGAAUUCCUGACCUGACUUACAGAUAAGAAAGGAGAAAAGAGUCAAGAAUCUGUAUUCUAAUUAAACACCUGUUGACAUGGAGGAGAAGGCAUCAGAAUACCUGGAGUGUGGAAAGAGCUUUGCACAGAGUGGAGAUCUAUGUUCAAAUCAAAAGACUCACACUGGAGAGAAACCCUAUAUAUGCCAGGAGUGUGGAAAGAGCUUCACUAAGAGUUCAGCUCUAUGUUUACAUCAAAGGACUCACACUGGGGAGAAACCCUAUGCAUGCCUGGAGUGUGGACAGAGCUUCACUUCUAAUGGAAGUCUAUGCAAACAUCAAAGGACUCACACUGGUGAGAAACCUUAUUCAUGCCAGGAGUGUGGAAAGAGCUUCACUGAGAGUGGAAGUCUACGUUCACAUCAAAGGACUCACACUGGAGAGAAACCACAUACUUGCCUGGAGUGUGGAAAGAGCUUCACUAAGAGUUCAGCUCUACGUUUACAUCAAAGGACUCACACUGGGGAGAAACCCUAUAUAUGCCUGGAGUGUGGACAGAGCUUCACUGAGAAUGGAAGUCUGCAUAAACAUCAAAAGAUUCACACUGGGGAGAAACCCUAUACAUGCCUGGAGUGUGGAAAGAGCUUUGCUAGGAGAGGAAUUCUAGAUGUACAUCAAAGGAUUCACACUGGGGAGAAACCGUAUACAUGCCUGGAGUGUGGAAAGAGCUUUGCUCAGAGAGGACAUCUAGAUGUACAUCAAAGGACUCACACUGGGGAGAAACCCUUUAAAUGCCUAGAGUGUGGACAGAGCUUCACUGCUAGUGGAAAACUACGUUCACAUCAGCGGACUCACACUGGAGAGAAACCCUAUACAUGCCUGGAGUGUGGACAGAGCUUCACUGAGAGAAGAAGUCUACGUAAACAUCAGCGGACUCACACUGGGGAGAAACCCUAUUCAUGCCUGGAGUGUGGAAAGUGCUUCACUGAGAGUUCAUAUCUACAUUCACAUCAAAGGAUUCACACUGGGGAGAAACCCUAUACAUGCCUGGAGUGUGGAAAGAGCUUUGCUCAGAGAGGAAAUCUAGAUGUACAUCAAAGGACUCACACUGGGGAGAAACCCUAUACAUGCCUGGAGUGUGGACAGAGCUUCACUGAGAGAAGAAGUCUACGUAAACAUCAGCGGAGUCACACUGGGGAGAAACCCUAUUCAUGCCUGGAGUGUGGAAAGUGCUUCACUGAGAGUUCAUAUCUACAUUCACAUCAAAGGAUUCACACUGGGGAGAAACCCUAUACAUGCCUGGAGUGUGGAAAGAGCUUUGCUCAGAGAGGAAAUCUAGAUGUACAUCAAAGGACUCACACUGGGGAGAAACCCUAUACAUGCCUGGAGUGUGGACAGAGCUUCACUGAGAGAAGAAGUCUACGUAAACAUCAGCGGAGUCACACUGGGGAGAAACCCUAUUCAUGCCUGGAGUGUGGAAAGUGCUUCACUGAGAGUUCAUAUCUACAUUCACAUCAAAGGAUUCACACUGGGGAGAAACCCUAUACGUGCCAGGAGUGUGGACAGAGCUUCACUGAGAGAGGAAAUCUAUGUAAACAUCAAAGGACUCACACCGGGGAGAAACCCUAUUCAUGCCUCGAGUGCGGAAAGAGCUUUGCUCAGAGAGUGAGUCUGGAUUCACAUCAAAGGACUCACACUGGGGAGAAACCCUAUUCAUGCCUCGAGUGCGGAAAGAGCUUUGCUCAGAGAGUGAGUCUGGAUUCACAUCAAAUGAUUCACACUGGGGAGAAACCCUAUUCAUGCCUUGAGUGCGGAAAGAGCUUCACUAAGAGUGGAAAUCUACGUAAACAUCAAAGGACUCACACUGGGGAGAAACCCUAUUCAUGCCUGGAGUGUGGAAAGAGCUUCACUCAGAGUUCAUAUCUGCGUUCACAUAAAAGAACUCACACUGGGGAGAAACCCUAUAAAUGUCUUGAGUGUGGAAAGAGCUUUACUCAGAGUUCAAAUCUACGUUCACAUCAAAGGACUCACACUGGGGAGAAACCCUAUACAUGCCUGGAGUGUGAAAAGAGCUUCACUCAGAGUGGAAGUCUACGUAAACAUCAAAGGACUCACACCGGGGAGAAACCCUAUACAUGCCUGUAGUGUGAAAAGAGUUUCACUGAGAGUGAAAGUCUAUGGAAACAUCAAAGGACUCACACCGGGGAGAAACCCUAUACAUGCCAAGAGUGUGGAAAUAGCUUUACUCAGAGUUCAAAUCUACGCUCGCAUCAAAGGACUCACACCGGGGAGAAACCUUAUAAACGCCUGCCGUGUGAAUAGAAUCUCUCUGAGAGUUGAAAUCUACAGAGACAUGGAAUUCAUAUUGGAGAGAACAGUCGUAUUUGACCCCAUAGGGCUCCCCUACACAGAGCAUUUCAAGCUUUUCAUGUUGGUGAUGCACUUUUCAGGCAUGCAUCCUUUCACGACACUACAGUAGACUCUCAUUUAUCCAAGCUUCACUUAUCCAAUGUUCUGUAUCAUCCAAGGCAGUCUGCCUUUUAGUAGUAAAUGUUGCAAUGUUUUGGUGCUAAAUUCGUAAAUACAGUAAUUCCUACAUAA
Molecule: messenger RNA, 2768 nt
Organism: Anolis carolinensis (green anole)
Lineage: Eukaryota; Metazoa; Chordata; Lepidosauria; Squamata; Anolidae
Product: zinc finger protein 850-like
Exons: 1
Biological process (GO): regulation of transcription by RNA polymerase II
Cellular component (GO): nucleus
Molecular function (GO): RNA polymerase II transcription regulatory region sequence-specific DNA binding; DNA-binding transcription factor activity, RNA polymerase II-specific
Source: RefSeq, a predicted model, not a curated record